Molecule: messenger RNA, 4545 nt
Organism: Rotaria socialis
Lineage: Eukaryota; Metazoa; Rotifera; Eurotatoria; Philodinida; Philodinidae
Source: the annotation of a GenBank genome assembly
AUGAAAGAAUUUAAAAGAAUAUUGAUUUCUCGAUCAAAUGAUUAUUCAGGUGGCGGUGGUUUUGGUUUUACACUUCGUCAUUUUGUUAUAUAUCCAUCAUCAGUUUCUGUUAAUGACAUUCUCCAGGCCUCGUAUAGUGUUAUCAUAGAUGAACAUCAACAAAAACAAUUAGAAGAAAGAAGAGAAACAAAAUCAGCAAUUAUACCAUCCACUGCUUCAUCGUCGUCAUCAGGCGCUCGCAUAUCUUAUCAAGGAGAACAACAACAACAAAAACAACAAGAAAUAGUGUCGCCAAAUUCCAUGAAAACUAUCGGCAGCGACAACGUCGAAGACAAGGGAACAACUAUCGCAAACAGUAAUAAUGAAAAUAUUCGAUCGAUCGAUACGAUUUUCGUUAAAGAAGUACGUUCUGAUAGCCCAGCUUAUAAUGCUGGCUUAAGGUCGGGUGAUCGAAUAUUAUCUGUCAAUGAUCAAUCUAUUCAUGGAAAAACUUAUUCACAAGUGAUUGCUAUAAUUCAGAAUACUCCUAAUGAUCUUAUACUUAAUGUUGUACCAAAACCAGAUGACACUUUUCCUGUAAAUGUCUACGAACCUCGUUUAUCAUUAAAUCGUUCUUCAUCAUAUUGUUCUUCAACAAGAAACAUGUCAAAAAGUACAAUUGAACAAAAAUUGCGCAAUUUACAAAUAAAAUUGGCGCAAGGUCGAACACAAGAAGAACUUGCACAAGCUGGAAUUUACUUUCCUCCACCAGAUUCUUCAUCAUCACAAAAUACUUUUUCAAACUAUAUUGAUUCAGUUCAUAAAGCAUUAGAUCUUUCUAAAGAGCCAUCAAAAGAAGAUUCAACAUCGUAUUAUCAAUCUCCUUAUCAUGAUGAAUAUAUUCCUUAUGAUUAUAAAAAACAAACAUCAUUUCAACAACAAAAACAAAUCGAUCCAUCAUAUAUACCUUUGGUUAACUCAUCACUCAAUAUUCCAUCACAUGAUCAAACUCAAUGGCUAAGUCCAACAUCAUCUCAACAAGAAUUCAAAUCUUCAUCAACUGUUUCAUUAACGAAUGAUAAAUCUUCAAUUAAUGAAAAUGAUACGAAAACAGAAUUUGUUAAUUUUCGUAAAAAGCAAUUUGAAACAGGACAUGUUGAAAAUUUAAUUCAUGACACACAACGUGAAUCAAAAACAAAAAAAUAUUCAGAGAAGAAAAAAUAUGAAAAUGAAUGGAAUCGUUUAACAGCUGUUGCUGAUGUUGACUCUGUUAUGAAGCGUGCAGCACAUUUCGAAGAUAUUGAUCCGGAUAAAUUUGGUCGAUUGAAAUCGAAACUUCCAAAUUCACUAUUAUCACAAGAUACUUUGACAUUUCAAGAUGAUUAUUUACAUGAUAUUAAUCCGAAUCAAAUUAUUUUCUAUGAUGCACAACCACAACCACAGUCACAGUUUAACUUGAUCAAGCCAAUAUCAACUUCGUUAGAUCCCACUUCUUGUUUUUCAUUUCCAAGAGGUGAUGAAACGAACACCAUCGAAUAUAAUUAUGAUCAUCGAUAUAUGGUUGAACCAAUGCAAAGAAGCCAAUCUGAAGCAUCACCAAUUACAUCAUCAUCUCAAUAUGGUCCAUUAACGACAAAUGAAAAUCAACGAUAUUCAACGAAUAAUUAUUCACCAACAUGUUCAUCACGUACAGGUGGUUCUAAUUUAAUUCGUCAAGAUUCUUACAUAACAGCUGUCAGAUCGGCUCACCAAAAUGAACACGGAGAUUUUGUUAAUUUGCAUGCUUUGGGACAGCUUGAUUUUUCCUUCAGCCCCGAAACACCUAUUCUUCGACGCAAAGUAUUUCAAUAUGGAAGAACACCAGAAACAUCAGAACAACAAUUAAAACAACGUCGAACAUCAUAUUUAAUUGCAACCGAUCAAAGAAUACGAACAAAUCGAGACGAUUUUGUUCCGUCGGAUGUGAUUAAAAUGAAUAAAAAUGAAAAUUAUUCUUAUGAUACGCAUCAUGAACAACAACAACAACAAAAGUCAAGAAAUACAUCUCAUCAUCAAAUACAAGCAAUAAAAAAGCUGAAGAAUUUUUUCGGUGAAGCAACUCCAGAAGUAACGCAUGCACUUGAUCAUCGUUCAUUAUUAUCUUCUCCACUAUCAUCAAUGAAUCAAUCAAAAUCUGCUUCUUAUUUUGAUAAUUCAACAACGAAUCAACGAGAAUCAAUAUCAUUAACAACAAUGACUGAUAAUUUAGAAGCAUCAAAAGAAGGAAUACUCUAUUGUAAAACUGUAUUGAAAGAAGGUCAUCGUGCAGCUGAUCGUUCAUGGCGUGGAGCUUGGGCUGUACUUAGACGUGGAACUUUAUUUCUUGGCAAAGAAAAAAAACAUGGACUAUUAAUUCCACUUUCAUGUGAUUCAUUUCCAAUUAGUCUUCUAAAUGCUGAUGUUGAAUUAGCAAGUGAUUAUAUUAAAAAACCACGAGUUUUCAAAUUAAUAACAUCAAAUCAAAGUGAAUAUUUAUUUCAAGCACCAGAUUUACAAUCUUUAACAGAGUGGUUAGACGCUAUCAAGGAAAACUGUAUUUUUUCGCAAUCAGAACAAGAUAAUCAACAAUUAAUUAUUGAUAACAAAGGAAAAUUUCAAAGAAUCAGUACAAAUUCAUUACCGCCCAUUGCACCUACUAAAAAUUAUGCUAAUAGUGAACAAGAUUUAAGAUGUCAAACUGAAGAACAAAGCAAAUCAAGUCCAUCGAAUGGGCGAAAAUCCAAGAGUUCUCUUCGAAGUCCGUCAAUAAAGCGUUCGCCAAGCCUUCGUCGUUCUCGAAAAUCUCAAAAAUCUUCUAUACCUCAACCAACUCAAACAAUAUCAUCAUUAAACAAUUUAACUUCACCAUCGAAUGCUUCUCCUCGUCAUUGGUUUGUUAAAUCUAUUGUAAAAAAGGGUCUUCGAACAUUAAAAUCGUCGUCAUCGUUAUUAACAAAUCAAAUGAGUGGACAAAUUUAUGACGAAAGUAGUGGAGAAUCAUUAUCAUCAACAACAGGUGCUUCUACACUUUCACAUGGAAUAAACUUUAGUAUUGAAUUAGAAGAAUGUGAAUCAUCAUCAGUAUCACGUUAUAUUCCUAUUGUUGUCGAAAUUUUAACACGCCUUGUUGAACUUCGCGGAAUUAGUUGUCAAGGAAUUUAUAGACAUGCUGGAGGUUUAACAGCUGUCAACUGGCUUGUUCAUGAGUUAGAUAAAGGUGCCGAAAAUGUUGAAUUUAAUUCAGAAAAAUGGUAUGAUGUUAAAGCUGUUGCAUCAACAUUGAAAACGUUUUUUGCUAAAUUACCUGAUUCACUUCUAUCAUCAAAGAUGAGUAGUCUAUGUGUUGAAGCAAGUCGAAUUGAAAAUCAUUGUGAUCGUUUACUUGAACUAAAACGACUAGCUGUUCAAUUAGAUGAUUAUCGAUUUGAAACAUUGAAAUAUUUAUGUGCUCACUUUAGAAGAGUUGCUUCCAAAUGUCAUAUUAAUAAGAUUGAUGCAAGAAAUUUAGCAAUUAUCUUUGGACCAACAUUAAUUUGGAAUUCAAAAGCAUCAUUACAAUCAAAUCUUGUUGAUAAUCCAGAAAAAAUUAGAAUCAUCGAAUCAUUCAUUUUAUAUUAUGAAUGGUUUUUUGAUUACAAUGAAUACAAUGAAAUUCCAGUUGAAAUAAAUCCUCAAAUGCCAAAAUUACCACCAGUGUUGAAUACGGGUAGUCUUGAUCCUGAAAUAUCUUUAAACGAUGAAACAAAACCUUCUGAAAUAAUUCAACAAAUUGUUCGUGCAGCUAAAAGACGAUGGUCAUCACCAUUAUUACUCGAUUCGUUAUCAUCACUAAGUACAACAACAGAACAACAAACAUCAAAACCAAUCAAUAUAUCUGUUAAAAGAAAUCGUCGACAAGACAAAAAAGAAGAAAAACCAUGUCGAUCUCGUUCUGUUGAUUCAUCACUGAAUGACAAACAACCAAAUCAAGCAGUAUCAUCAUCAACCGAUUCAGCUGUUUAUUCCAUGUCAGAUAUAAGUUCAUCCAUAAGUACAACAAUUAAAAAACCAUCGCAAUCAUUAAAAGAUAUUUCACAUUUUUUUCAUUAUUUUACAUUAUCGAAUGAAAAAUAUAAAUCAAAAACAUUAACAAAUAUUCGAAGGAAAAAAUUACGAAAAAAACUAACGAAUGAAACAUUUAUUUCGCCGACAAAUAAAAAUGAUGAUAUUUAUGAAAGAAUAAGUAAUUCAAGUAUUUGUUUUAUUGAUCAAUCACCAAUUCAUGAAGUUGAUUUUGUACAACAAACUUCAUUAUUGAAAUCGAAAUUAAUUCAACAUGAAAAUGUUCUUAAAACAUUAAAACAACAAAUAAAUCAAGUUGAUCAACAACUUUUAAUUAUUCAAGAAGAUUCAAUAAAACACAAUCAAGAAAUCAAAUCGAUUUCUCCUUCUAAUCAUCAAUUAAUUAAACGUCGUCAUACAUUUAAUUCUCUUUUUGAUUUAAAUUGUUUAUUUACAGAAAAAGAUAAAUGUUCAUCUUCUUCUUUGUAUGCCUUACAACUUUUGUGA